Messenger RNA from Oncorhynchus gorbuscha (pink salmon), 2602 nucleotides. RefSeq names its product serine/arginine-rich splicing factor 10-like. Bases 479 to 1120 code for a protein of 213 amino acids. Lineage: Eukaryota; Metazoa; Chordata; Actinopteri; Salmoniformes; Salmonidae. Gene Ontology annotation, molecular function: RNA binding. The transcript has 7 exons. The record is from RefSeq and is a predicted model, not a curated record.
UCCAAAUACAUCUCUUUUCAUCAGAAACAUUUCCGAUGAAUCCAGGCCUGAGGAUUUGCGCCGUGAGUUUGGUCGUUAUGGGCCAGUAGUAGACGUCUACAUUCCACUUGACUUCUAUUCACGCCGACCAAGAGGAUUUGCAUAUAUUCAAUAUCCUUUCCCUUCUAAAAAAAUGUAAAGGCAUCCAGUUGUUGUGGAGCCUGGAGAAAGAGUAAGAAUGUCCGGUGUAGAGUAGAUCUAAAGACAAGCAGCAAAAGACCGCCAGGAUGCAAGAAACAGAGAGAGGGAAAGGUUGAAAGAGAAUUUAAAGCUUGAAGAGACAAAGAGGAAAAAGAGGGGACGGAGUCAAGGCUUGGAUAUGUCAUCAAAAGAAAGAGGAAAAGGGAAGAGAUUAAAGGGCAAAGACAAGCAGGAAACCCAAGUUCUUCUGGGAGGCGAUUAAAGAGCUUAAAGAUCAAGAUGAAAGUCAAAGUCAAGCAUGUUUAAGGUAACAAACCUGAAUUCUUUUUUUGAAGAUGUGCGCGACGCUGAAGAUGCUCUUCACAACCUGGACAGGAAGUGGGUGUGUGGCCGACAGAUUGAAAUCCAGUUUGCGCAGGGAGACCGAAAGACACCCAAUCAGAUGAAAGGAAAGGAGGGGGGAUCUUCGCGCAGCUCUUCGCGGCAUGAUGAUCGAGAUUAUGAUCGGGACAGUCGUCGUAGGCGUUCUCGCAGCCGUAGCUACCAAAGACGCAGGUCACGCAGCCCAUCCUACGAUCGCCGGCCCAGACGCUCUGAGAGUCCCAGAGACUCCCGUGGAAGGAUGUACGGUGGUAGAGGAAGAAGCAGGAGUCCGGAAAACGACCGGCACCGACCCCACCCACGUGACCACCGACGACCCCCCCCUGGGCAUUCCCCGCACAGCCAAUCCCGCUCCCCUUCUCACUCCAGGCCCAGGGCCCAGAGGGAGUCCAGAGGAAAGUCUCGUUCCCGCUCUAAGUCCCUGAGCCCACGAGGUGGCGAUUUCCACCCAGCACCCGGUGGCUACGAGCCACAGGACGAUGUGUCGUCUCGUAUGCGCUCCCCGUCCCGCUCGCAUUCUUGCUCCCGCUCACGGUCCCGUUCUCGCUCCAGGUCCUAGACAGGGUGCAAGUCAGGGGGACACUUUUGACUGAAGUUGUGUCCAAAAUGGCUUGCUGGAUAAUUGAAUGUUCAUGGAACGGUUGUUGGUUGGUUUGUAAAAAUUAUCUUCCUUUGUAGUUUUUUGCUUUUUUUUUUUUUGUUGUUAUUUUUUAAUGGAUGAAUAAAUAGAAACACGAUAUCCUGUUUAAAUCAGUCCCAGAAAUGUCACCUUUUUUAUAGUUACACACCCUCCGUUUCUAGUCAUUAUAUCCAAUUCACUGAGUGUACGAAACAUUAGGAAUAGCUUCCUAAUAUUGAAUCCCCCCCCCCCAUUUGCCCUCAGAACAGCCUCAAUUCAUCUGGGCAUGGACUUUACAAAGUGUUGAUAGCCCAUGUUGACUCCAAUUCUUCCCACAGUUGUGUGACGUUGUCUGGAUGUCCUUUGAAUGGUGGACCAUUCUUGAUACAAACAGGAAACGGUUGUGUGAAAAACCCAGCAACAUUGCAGUUCUUGAUACAUUCAAACCGAUGCGCCUGUCACCAACUACCAUACCCCGUUCAAAGGCACUUAAAUCUUCAUCCCUUGAAUGGCACACAUACUCAAUCCAUGUCUCAAUUAUCUUGAGGCUUAAAAAUCCUUCUUUAACCUGUCUCCUCCCCUUCAUCUACACUGAUUGAAGUGGAUUUAACAAGUGACAUCAAUAAGGGAUCAUAGCUUUCACCUGGUCAGUCUCGUGGGAAGAGCAAGUGUUCCUAAUGUUUUGCGCACUGUGUAUCAGCGUUAUUCCAUUCAGAAGACAGGGCUAGAAAUACUGUAUAGGCCAAGAUCAAGUACCGUGAUUCAAUCCAAUCAUUGUUUACCGUGAAUGCGGGAACAUUGCCUUGAAAAGCGGUAAUCGGAUUGAAUCCCUGCCCUUGUCGCUAAAAUCCUUACCUUCACUUUCCUGUCAAGUACAUUAGGCCCCAGCUUUCAGUUGGUAUGCUUGAAGUGGAAGUUACCUGGGGUGUAAUCAUUAGUCCAAAAAGUUUACUCCAAACGGAAAACGAAAACUUUAAUUUGGUUUUGUUGGUUUCCUAGUGAAACAUACCCGUGGCCUGUGAAAGAGCCACUACGGUAGCACUGUUCAUUUUCUACCAACAUUUGUUUACGAUUUGUUCAGCGAUAGAUAGGCCCAUGUUACAUUGGCUUGUCCUAUUUGAUAAAUUCUGGUAGCCAUGUCAGUAGCUUCAAAUAUCAACUCUGAAGGUUUCUAAAUUUGAUCAAGUUGGCGAUGGUUUGUACAUGGCCUGCUGUAUGUUUUGACAUUUCAGGACCUUGGUCCUUCGCUUUGUUAAUACUCCAUACUUUGCUAAAUGGUUCUUGUGAUGGCUUGUAUUAUUCUAUAUGCUUGUUUUUUCCUAAAACAACAAGAAGUGUAGUCUUCCUUCCAAAUGUGUCAGUUAUGCUCUACCGUUUAUGCAACAAUUUUCUUGGAGAGUAAUAAAUGCUUCUUUUAAUGCA